AUGCUAUGGGUGAUAAUAUGGUUUCCACAGUUUAUAUGCUAUGAUGCUAAAUGCACCAUCAGCAAUCUUAGUAUUAAAUACAAGUCUUAUCAUUCAGGCGAUCUCAUCAUUGGUGGCAUUAUAUAUCUGAUUUACAUAAUGUCUAACCUGAUUACCUUCAGAACAAUUCCAUCCGAAGAAUUUCUUGAUGAUCCUGUUUAUUUCAUGGCAACAUGGACCUACCUUGCUUCUAUGGAGCUUCUUUCUUCACAAGGCAGAUUUGUUCCCAACUAUAAAUGCAACGUUGACCGAAAUGCAGUUUGUAUUAUUGCAGGACCCAAUUCUUUUAUCAGUCAGGUUGUGGAAGACAUCUUGAGCAUUUACAAAAUUCCACAGCUCACAUAUGGCUCAGCUCCAGUGAUCGAUAACAUGUUUCAUACAGCUUUCUUUCAUCAGAUGUUUCCAAAUGAACACCUCCAGAUUAUGGGGAUCCUCCAGUUGUUGCUACAUUUUAAGUGGACCUGGGUUGGGGUGAUUUGUCAAGCAAAUGAGAUUGGUGAAAGAUUUUUGAGGCAAGUUCUGAUCCUGUUUUCAGAAAAAGGAAUCUGCUUUGAUUACAUUGAAGAGCUUGUGCUAGAAGUUUUCUCAAGUGAGCUGGAAGAGAAAAUGGAUAACUUUCUUAAAAUAUACGAAACCAUGAUGACAAGUUUGUCCAAUGUGGUGGUUAUGUAUUGUGAAAACCAGAUCAUGGUUCUUUUCAGAAUGAUGUCCUCUGUUUCAGAAUAUUUAGAUACACGAGUUGAGCGAAAAGACAAAGUCUGGAUUUUUCCAGCCCAGAUGGAGUAUACUUCAGUUCCAUUUCAAAGAGAUUGGAGUAUGGACAUCAUCCAUGGGGCUCUUUCUUUUGCAGUUUCAUCAAAAGAAUUAUUAGGAUUCAAUAGAUUUUUUCAGGCAAGAAACAGUGUUAUAGAAAUUGAAGAGAGUUUUUCGAAGAUCUUUUGGGAACAAGCCUUUGGAUGUUUCUUCUCAAAAUCCACUUUAAGCCCAGAGCCGGAGAAACGGUGCACUGGAAAAGAGAAUCUGGAUGAUCUUCCAGACUCUGUUUUUGAACUGAGCAUGACUGGGCAAAGCUACAGUAUCUACAAUGCAGUCUAUGCUGUGGCACAUGCUCUCCAUGCAAUGCUUACACCCCAUUUCAAACACAGAGCAAUUGCUGCUAGAAGGAAACAGAAGCUUCUCAAUCCUCAAGUGUGGCAGCUUCAUCACUACCUGAGAAAAGUAUCAUUUAACAACAGUGCUGGAGAAAACAUUUUCUUUGACCAGAAUGGAAAAGUUGCAUCUGGCUUUGAUAUUAUCAACUGGGUCACCUUCCCAAAUCAAUCCUUUCGUAAGAUCAAAGUUGGAAAAGUAAAUCCAUCGACUCCACUUGAAAGCCUUCUCUCUCUAUCAGCAGAUAACAUUGUAUGGCCCAACCUUUUCAACCAGUCUCAACCUCCUUCUUUGUGCAACAAUCCCUGCGCCUUGGGUUACAGUAAGAUCAAAAUAGAAGGGAAGCCAUUUUGCUGUUACAAAUGCCUUCGUUGUCCAGAAGGGAAAAUUGCCAACCAGACAGAUUCAGAUGACUGCUUCCCGUGUCCUGAAGAAAGUUAUCCCAACAAGGAUCAGAUUGUUUGCAUAAAAAAACGCACAACUUUCUUGUCUUACAAAGAACCCCUGGGAAUCAUCUUGACCACUGUUGCUUUCUUCUUUUCUUUCAUAUCAACUGUGGUGUUGGGGAUCUUCAUUAAACACCAGGAGACUCCCAUUGUCAAAGCCAACAACAGGAGCCUCACCUACAUUCUUCUCAUUGCUCUCCUGUUCUCUUUCCUUUGCAUUUUGCUUUUCAUUGGGCAACCUAACCAAGUAAAAUGUCUCUUGAGACAAGCUGCUUUUGGCAUCAUUUUCUCUGUGGCCCUUUCUUGCAUAUUGGGCAAAACAAUCAUAGUGGUUCUUGCUUUCAUGGCAACCAAGCCAGGCUCUAAAAUAAGGAAAUGGGUAGGGAAAAGAUUAGCCAACACUAUUGUGUCAUCUUGCUCCCUGGUACAAAUCACCAUUUGCAGUGUGUGGCUGGCAAUUUCUCCCCCAUUUCCAAAUUCAGACAAGCAUUCCAUGGCUAGAGAAAUAGUUCUGGAAUGUAAUGAAGGUUCAGUCAUCAUGUUUUAUAUUGUGCUAGGAUUUAUGGGGUUCUUGACCUUUAUCAGCUUCACUGUGGCCUUCCUAGCCAGGAAAUUACCAGAUAGCUUUAAUGAAGCCAAAUUUAUAACUUUCAGCAUGUUUGUUUUUUGCAGUGUCUGGAUGUUGUUUGUCCCCACCUAUCUAAGCACCAAGGGAAAGUACAUGGUAGCUGUAGAGGUCUUCUCCAUUUUGGCUUCUGCAGCUGGAUUAUUGGGUUGCAUCUUUUUCCCCAAAUGCUACGUUAUUGUUCUGAAGCCUGAAUUGAACAGAAAGGAGCAACUGAUAAAAAAACAAAAAUGAACGCCAAGUUUUAUUGUUACUUAUUGAGUAAGCUUCUUACUAAAUCAAGCUUCAUUCUGAUGAACUGCUUACAAUUUGCUAAAGUCAGCUUUAACUUUAAAUUUCUCUUAGCAUUUAAAAGAAUAAUUACUUCCUCCAACUGGAGUUUAAA
Molecule: messenger RNA, 2644 nt
Organism: Pantherophis guttatus
Lineage: Eukaryota; Metazoa; Chordata; Lepidosauria; Squamata; Colubridae
Product: vomeronasal type-2 receptor 26-like
Biological process (GO): G protein-coupled receptor signaling pathway
Cellular component (GO): plasma membrane
Molecular function (GO): G protein-coupled receptor activity
Source: RefSeq, a predicted model, not a curated record